Drosophila suzukii is the source of this 1255-nucleotide messenger RNA. RefSeq names its product serine-threonine kinase receptor-associated protein. Gene Ontology annotation, biological process: spliceosomal snRNP assembly. NCBI's taxonomy places the organism in Eukaryota, Metazoa, Arthropoda, Insecta, Diptera, Drosophilidae. The record is from RefSeq and is a predicted model, not a curated record. Gene Ontology annotation, molecular function: RNA binding; protein binding. Gene Ontology annotation, cellular component: SMN complex.
GUAGCUAAGAAAAAACCAAACCCCCUUAAAGUUUUGUAGAAUUUUUUUGUUACUAUUUGAUAACCGCAUUUCCAUUGGAAUCACUAUGUCGCACCAGAUUGGAGUCAUGUGCUUGGGUCACACGGAGGCAGUGGUGGAGCUAUCCUUUAGCAACGACUUUGGAUCCGGGUUUUACCUUGCCUCGGCAGGACUCGAUGGAGUGGCAAUGCUGCGACAUGGUGACACUGGGCACAUGAUAACCCAUCUAAGGAAACACAAGCAAAGCGUGUGGAGCGUGUCCUUGAACGAGGAUGCGAAGAUCCUGGCCAGUGGCGGGGGCGAUGGCAAGGUUCGCAUCUGGGAUGCCUUGCUGGGGAAACAGCUGUCGAAGUAUACGCGUGAAGAAACAGUAUCCUGUUUGGACUUGAAUCCCAAGGGCAGUCGUUUGGUAAGUGGGUGCCUCGGUCACGAACCCACCGUUGCCCUCUUCGACCUGGAGAAAUCGAACAAGAAGCCCCUGAUGGAGUUCCAUGGUCACCAGCGGGGUGUGAGGGAUGUAUGCUUCUGCUUGGAGGACCGUUGCAUCUUCACCUCCUCAUACGAUCGAAAUGUGAAGAUGUGGGAUUGCCGCAGUGGCGAGCGGACCAACUCCAUAGUCCUCACUCACCACGCCAAGUCCAUGGAACUGCACCACGACAGGGAGAUAGUUACCAUAGCCUUUGACUGCAAUGUGAUCUUUGUGGAUCCCAAGAGCUUCGAGAUUCUGAAGCACCAAAAGUUCACCUACAAAGUAACUUCGGCCGCCCUGCAUCCCAAAAAGGAGAGCUAUGCGUGUGGAACCGUUGAGGGUAUCGUCCACAAGUACGACUACGUAACGGACCUCUCUUUGGGAUCCUACUUAGGCAAGGAGAGGUCCGCCGUUUGUUUUCUGAGGUUCAGUCCCGACGGCGAAAUAUGUGCGAUGGCCCUGGCAAAUGGUAAUAUCGUACUUUGGCGACAGAACAUGUACAAGAAGUACGGCCUAUGGACUACGGUUUCCACCUUGGAAGAAGACAACGAGGCAGCCGAAGACGCUGAUGGGGAGGAGGAUGGUGAUGGGGAUGGGGAUGAGAACGAAUCCAUGAGUUGAAUACCCCCUGCACAACUGUACCCCUGCUUCGAUUCGAGUUCCCUUCUGGGUUAAUUGUGUUUUUUGUUCGCUUGCAUCGUUCCCCAUAAUCAAAGUCCGAAAAGGGUCACGUUUCUUUCUCUCUAAUAAAUUUGUCUUGUGAUUGAA